AUGACCUCAACGUCAAUGGAGGUUGACGAAGGCGUGACGCAGCUCGACGAGCAGGCCGUCUCGCCAACCACCAAGACGAGUCAGCCAGACGGACCUCAGUCUCCCGUGAUAAGCCCGACAGACACGCGUCGGAUGCCGUCCCUCGGUAUGCGCGCCGAUCCGGAUGCGCAGGCGACGGUAACCGACUACCUUGACUUCACCGAGUACCUGCCUUCCGACAUGAUGCGGUCUCUGACGCUCAUUGGCAAGCUCGACGAGACAUAUACAGAAGCCUCUCUCGCACUUCACGAGCUCACCAAGACGUGGGGUUCCCUGCCGACACUACCUGCGGAUCAGCGGCCUGCGCCGGUCAAGCUGCGCGCGGAUAUCUCCGAGAAUGCGCAGCGGGCCGUGGAUUCGCGCGUCUUCUCCCAUGCCGAGGCAUGUCGCAUGCGCGACAAUGUCAACCGGCACUACAACCGGGCCAAGACGAUCCUGGCGAAACUUCAGACGAUGCGCGAAAAUUAUCCGACUGCGGAGGACAUCAAGAGCCCGGUCCUGACGAGAUCACCCCAGGCGACUCGCGCGCCAAAGCUUACUUUCCGGGUGGACAGCAACGGCCAGAAAGUUCGCGGGCCGCCGCGCAUCACAGUGCCUGGAGAAGUUCUAGCUCCGUAUGAGAUCGACUUCAAUGUGUACAGCGACAGUGGAGACGACAGCAGCGACGAUGACAUGUCGCCGGGCAACAAGAUGAUGGGGGGUCCUCGGAUAAAGCUGGUCAAGACACCAAAAGUGCCCAAGCUCAAAGUACCAAAGCCACCAAGGCCACCACGGACGCCUCUGGCACCAGGACAGGUCGCUCCAAUGUCCACGAGCAGUGCGCUCGCCGCUCUAGAGCCGCCGCCACCAGACGCCGUUGUGGGAGGAGAGUAUGCCCCAUGGCUGCAAUUGACGCCGUACGAGCUCGCCAAGCUGCGAAAACGUAUGAAGAAGAAUGCAGUCUGGAACCCAUCGGAUACGAUGAUUGCCCGAGAACUCAAGCUACUGGGGCGCGGCGUGGAGGCGUACAAGGCCGCGCAAAAACACGCAGAGGACAACGGCCUGCCAUUUGAGGACGCCGUCCCUGCGACCGUUACGGAUGCCGAGUCUGGCACGCAACAUCCCGCUGCAGGUGCUAUCAGCGCCGAGACGCUCACUGCGGAUGAGAUCCAGUUGAGCAACCGGGGUAUGAAGCUUAACGAGGCCAAGAAGCUGAAACGUGAGGCUUUGGCGAAGAUGGCAGCAGAAGAAGCAGAGGAGUCCGCGAGAAAGAUGAAUGAAGCAGCACGCAUGUUCCUUGGCCCAGAGGGAUCACCGUCUGUUGCUGCCGCCGCCAAUGCAGCCGGCGACAAGGCUCUGGCAACCAAGAAGCGGAAGCGCGAUUCGACCUCAGAGGCUCCGACCGUGGAGAAGGCCGUCGAGACGCCCGAGACGCAGCAGUCGAGACCGCAGAUGAAGCGCACCAAGACCGAGACGCCUAUACCGCCCCCACAACUAUCGGCGAGACCGACUUCGACACCAAUACCCGUGCCGCACUUUGGCAAGCCCGCGGCGACGGUUUCUUCUACAAAGACUACUGGAGACGGUGCUGCUUCUGCCAUCAAGCCAGUAAACUCCGUUCGAAGCGUGACAAGUCCCGUGCCGCCGCCAUCGUUCACUACUACGCCCGCGGCGGAGUCACCCGUGGCCUCUACUGCUAAGCCUUCAACGACACCGAUACUGCCGCCUGUGCGCGAUAUGCCAAAGCGGGAAACGAGGCAGAAUAAUCUACAACCUACAACUAACAUAAGACAGACUACUUCAAGGCAGGUGACGCCAGUACCUGCUCCGCCUGCCUCGAUUGUUCCCAGCAACGCCGGGGCCGUGUCUGCUGCGCCGAACUCACGUGGCAAGGGCUCGAGCCAGGAGCCACCGAAUACACUUGUGGAUCGUCCGCGGCGAACCAGCACUGCCCGCAACACGCCAGCGCCCGAGCUGCGGCAAGCCAGCAAGCGCACCAAGAGGCCAGCCCCAGGCGUUGUUACUACCAACCCGGGCGGCACGAGCGCAGUAGGCAAGCGAAAAGCCGCACCACGAAAGAAGGCCCGUGGCGGCAGUGCCGCGAAGCGUGACAGGGGUUCUAACGGCGCCAGUGCCGGCCUCGGAUCCGAUGGCGCCGAGGCCGACGUGGAGAUUGACGACGACGGCAACGUGGUGGACCCGAACGAGCCACGGUACUGCCUGUGCAACCGCGUGAGCUUUGGCACGAUGAUACAGUGCGACAAUGUCGAUAACUGCAAGCAAGAAUGGUUUCACCUCGAGUGCGUUGGACUCACCGAGAUACCUGCCCGCACCACGAAAUGGUACUGUCCCGACUGUCGGGUCGCGCUAAAUAUUGGUGGAAAAGGGGAGGUCACGUCUCGUGGAGUGAGGACUUGA
Molecule: messenger RNA, 2436 nt
Organism: Microdochium trichocladiopsis
Lineage: Eukaryota; Fungi; Ascomycota; Sordariomycetes; Xylariales; Microdochiaceae
Exons: 5
Coding region: 1-2436 (811 amino acids)
Biological process (GO): regulation of DNA-templated transcription
Cellular component (GO): Rpd3L complex; Rpd3L-Expanded complex; nucleus
Source: RefSeq, a predicted model, not a curated record